GUAGUUGAUUUCGUAACGAAAACAAGAAUGCAUGCGAUUCUACGAACAUUUUAUAAAAUCAAACAUUCAUGUUUUCAAUGGGUAAAUAAUUAUCUAGUUAUAAAAUGCAUAAAUUCUCGAUUAAAUAUCUCAACGCGAUUGUAUCAUAGUGAAAAUGGUGUCUAUGGAUACAGAUCGAGUCCACAGAAAUAUUUUGAAGUUUCAAAAGAAUAUCUGGAUAUACGAUCAAAGAAUAGCAAUUUCUACAGACUGGUCAUUGCCUAUAGAGAAUUCGGUCAUAAACAAGCCGAUAUAAAUCCUAUCUCGCCAAAAAAACCAAUAUCAUUAGUAGAAUUAAAACCAGAAAGAUUUGGCUUGAAUUUGCGAGAUAAAGUUUCCUUUAAAGGUAUUUUAACAAUGGGAAAAGAGGAAGGUACCAUAGAAGAGGCUUUACAAUUUUUAAACAAAACAUACUGUGGCUCGGUAGGAGUAGAAUUUAGUUACUUGGAGACCGAGGAAGAGAGAGAAUGGUUUGCGGAAACUGUAGAAAAAUGUUUAAAAGAUCCUCUAACGGAUGAAACGCGAGUGGCCAUUGCGAUAGAAAUGUUGAAGAGUCAAACUUUCGAUCAAUUUUUGGCUAUCAAAUUCGCAAGCUUUAAAAGAUAUAGUGGCGAAGGUGCUGAAAGCAUGAUGGCCUUCUAUCAUGAAUUUUUUAAACUCUGUGCUAAUGAUGAUUUGGAAUACAUCGUGCUUUGUAUGCCCCAUCGAGGUCGAUUAAAUUUUCUUACGGGGAUGUUGAAUUUUCCACUGGAAAAAUUAUUUCGAAAAUUACAAGGAUACUCUGAAUUUCCGGAUGAUGUAGUUACAACUGGAGAUGUGAUCAGCCAUUUUGUAUCUUCCACAAAUCUUAAUUUUGGUCAAAAAAAGCUUCACGUAACAAUGUUGCGAAAUCCUUCACAUUUAGAGGCUGUGAAUCCUGUUUCCAUGGGAAAAACUCGAGGAAUGAUGCAAGCUGUCAAAGAUGGAGCAUAUAACGAGGAUAUAAAUACUCAAUGGAGCGAUAAAGUGUUAAAUAUUCAAAUUCAUGGAGACGCAGCUUACGCUGCUCAAGGUGUUGAUCAAGAAUGUUUAGCGUUAUCCGCAACUCCUCAUUUUGAAAUAGGUGGAACAGUUCACUUGAUAAUCAAUAAUCAAUUAGGUUUUACAACUCCAACUUCUAGGGGUAGAUCGUCAAGAUAUUGCACGGAUCUAGCCAAGAUGAUUUCAGCUCCCGUGAUUCACGUAAAUGGAGAUGAUCCAGAGAUGGUUGUCCGAGCUGCUAAAAUAGCUUUCAAAUACCAACGAAAAUUUAGAAAAGAUGUUUUCGUGGAUCUAAAUUGCUUUAGAAGAUGGGGCCACAAUGAACUAGAUGAUCCUGUUUUUACGAAUCCUGUUAUUUAUAAAAUUAUACAUAAUCGUCCAUCGGUACCAGAUAAAUAUGUGAAUAAGCUGAUAGAAAACAAUAUUCUUUCGACGAAUAAAGUUAAAAAUAUUAUUGAUAAUUAUAAUUCUCAACUAAAUCAAAGUUUAAAUGAAAUGGAUAACUUUAUUCCACAGCCUACAUAUUUUGAGGGCUUGUGGACUGGAAUAAAACAAGCUGAGGCAAGUGUGACAGAAUGGAACACAGGAGUUGAUUUAAACUUAUUGAAAUUUAUUGCCGAAAAGAGUGUUCAUAUUAAGGAUGAUGUGAUAAUUCAUCCAAAAUUAUUAAAAAAUCAUAUAAAAACUCGAUUAAACAAAAUAACAAAAAAUAAACACUUGGACUGGGCAACAGCUGAAGCUUUGGCAAUUGGAACUUUAUUGUAUCAAGGAUAUAAUGUCAGAAUAAGUGGACAAGACAUAGGUCGUGGAACGUUUUCUCAUAGACAUGCAAUGCUAGUUGAUCAAUCUACUGGAGAAAUACAUAUUCCAUUGAAUUCCAUGGUUGAUGGACAAACAGGAAAAUUAGAAUUAGCAAAUAGUAUAUUAUCCGAAGAAGCAGUUCUAGGCUAUGAAUAUGGUAUAAGUAUAGCUCUGCCAACUACUUUGACGAUAUGGGAAGCACAAUUUGGAGAUUUUUUUAAUGGAGCUCAGAUAAUGAUCGAUACCUUUGUAACCAGUGGUGAGGCAAAAUGGAUGCUAAAUAGCGGACUAACGAUAUUACUACCACAUGGUUACGAUGGUGCUGGUCCUGAACAUAGUUCCUGUAGACUUGAAAGAUUUCUACAACUUACAGAUAGUAAUGAAGAUAAACCUGAUGGUGAUAAUGUUAACAUGCACGUGACAAAUCCAACAACACCUGCUCAAUAUUUUCAUCUACUAAGAAGACAAAUGCUGAGAAAUUUUCGAAAACCUUUAAUAAUAGUAGCUCCAAAAAUAUUGUUGCGUCAUACUGCAGCCACCUCGCCAAUAACAGAUAUGGAACCUCAGACUAAAUUUCAAACCGUUAUAGGAGAUGAAAAGAUAAAAAAAUCAAAAGUGGAUAAAGUGAUUUUCGUCAGCGGAAAACAUUAUUAUGCUCUUAAUCACUUCAGAGAAAGUACAGAACAGAAAAACGUAGCAAUUAUUAGGAUUGAAAGUUUAUGCCCUUUUCCAAUUCAAGAACUGUUGCGAGAGAUUAAUAAAUUUAAAUAUGUAGAAACUUUUAUAUGGAGUCAAGAAGAGCCACAAAAUAUGGGAGCAUGGAAUUUUAUCAAGCCUCGUUUUGAAAAUUUAUGUGGUAAACCAAUAAAAUAUAGCGGUCGUAAACCUAUGGCUGCGCCAGCUGUAGGUGAAGGUAAGUUACAUCAACAGGAAGCUCAGGAAGUUAUAAUAAAACCUUUUAAUAUAAAAUAAUUUUCAUAUUAUAUUAUAUAUUUUAUUAUAUUAUUUUAUUCAUACACAUAAUUCAACUGCCAAAAAUCAUAUUUAUUUGCAUAAUAUUAUU
Apis laboriosa (Himalayan honeybee) is the source of this 2923-nucleotide messenger RNA. Its product is annotated as probable 2-oxoglutarate dehydrogenase E1 component DHKTD1, mitochondrial. The transcript has 13 exons. Gene Ontology annotation, biological process: tricarboxylic acid cycle. Gene Ontology annotation, molecular function: thiamine pyrophosphate binding; oxoglutarate dehydrogenase (succinyl-transferring) activity. The record is from RefSeq and is a predicted model, not a curated record. NCBI's taxonomy places the organism in Eukaryota, Metazoa, Arthropoda, Insecta, Hymenoptera, Apidae. The coding region runs from base 28 to 2832 and encodes 934 amino acids.